This is a messenger RNA of Hevea brasiliensis (rubber tree), 3046 nucleotides long. Its product is annotated as transmembrane emp24 domain-containing protein p24beta2. Gene Ontology annotation, molecular function: cellulose synthase (UDP-forming) activity; mannan synthase activity. The coding region runs from base 16 to 2856 and encodes 946 amino acids. The transcript has 12 exons. The record is from RefSeq and is a predicted model, not a curated record. Lineage: Eukaryota; Viridiplantae; Streptophyta; Magnoliopsida; Malpighiales; Euphorbiaceae. Gene Ontology annotation, cellular component: trans-Golgi network; COPII-coated ER to Golgi transport vesicle; endoplasmic reticulum. Gene Ontology annotation, biological process: cellulose biosynthetic process; intracellular protein transport; plant-type primary cell wall biogenesis.
AUUAUAUAUGUGGACAUGACGGUUGCUUUGGCUUCUCUACGUGAGAGAAACAGAGAGAUGGGAAGAGAGAAGUAUAUUCCAUUGUUUGAAACAAAAGAAGCUAGAGGAAGGGUCUUUUACAGGCUCUUCUCUGUGACUGUGUUUCUUGGUAUAUGCUGCAUAUGGGCUUAUAGAAUUAGUAACAUACCAAGAAAGGGAGAAGAUGGGAGAUGGGUUUGGAUUGGGUUGCUAGGAGCUGAGUUAUGGUUUGGUCUUUACUGGGUUAUCACUCAAGCUGUCAGGUGGAAGCCAGUCUUCAGGUGCACCUUCAAGGACAGGCUCUCUCAGAGGUACAAGAAAGAGUUGCCUGAGGUAGAUAUAUUUGUAUGCACAGCAAAUUUCAAGAUAGAGCCACCAAUAAUGGUGAUCAAUACCGUGUUAUCGGUGAUGGCUUAUGAUUAUUCACCGGAAAAACUCAGUGUAUAUCUCUCAGACGACGGUGGAUCAGAAUUUACAUUUUAUGCUCUUUUAGAGGCAUCCAAGUUUGCAAAACAUUGGAUACCAUAUUGUAAGAAAUUCAAAGUGGAACCAAGGUCACCUGCAGUUUAUUUUGCUUCCAAAUCUAAUCUGGAUAAUUCUCAUCACAGUGAGCAGUGGGUAGCUAUUAAGAAAUUAUAUGAAGAAAUGGAAGACCGAAUUGAAACAGCAAUCACGCUAGGUCGAAUCCCCGAAGAAGAACGCUUCAAACAUAAAGGAUUUUCACAAUGGGAUUCAUACUCUUCACGACUUGACCAUGACACAAUUCUUCAAAUUUUGAUAGAUGGGAAAGAUCCGAAUGCCAAAGAUAUUGAUGGGUGUGCUUUGCCUACCCUAGUAUACCUUGCUAGAGAGAAGAGACCCCAGCAUCCACAUCAUUUCAAAGCUGGGGCUAUGAAUGCCUUGAUUAGAGUGUCAUCAAUGAUCAGCAAUGGAUCGAUUAUUCUCAAUCUAGACUGUGAUAUGUACUCAAACAAUUCAUUAUCCAUCCAGGAUGCACUCUGCUUCUUCAUGGAUGAAGAGAAAAGCCAUGACAUUGCUUUUGUGCAAUAUCCACAACACUUUGAAAACCUUACCAAGAAUGAUAUGUACAGCAACUCAUUACGAGCAUCUUUCAAUGUGGAGUUCCAUGGCAUUGAUAGUUUUGGAGGCCCUCUGUACAUUGGAACUGGCUGCUUUCAUAGAAGAGAUGCUCUUUGUGGAAGGAAAUUCACUAAAGAUUGCAAGUUGGAAUGGAAGAAAGAUGAUGAUCACAAGAGACUAAAAAGUAUACUAGAAUUAGAAGAAGAAACAAAGUCUCUUGCAAGUUGUACUUAUGAGCAAAACACACAAUGGGGAAAAGAGAUGGGGCUGAGAUACGGGUGUGCAGUCGAAGACGUGAUUACUGGGUUGUCAAUCCAAUGCAGAGGAUGGAAAUCAGUGUAUUUCAAUCCAGAAAGGAAGGCAUUUGCAGGUCUUGCACCAACUACCUUGCAUCAGACACUGGUGCAGCAAAAAAGAUGGGCUGAAGGUGAUUUCCAGAUUUUGUUUUGUAAGUAUAGUCCUUUAUGGCAUGCCCAUGGAAAGAUUAGCCUCGGCUUGCGAUUGGGGUAUUGCUUAUUUUGUUUCUGGGCUCCAACCAGCUUGCUAGUACUAUAUUAUAGUAUCAUCCCUUCACUUUAUCUCCUUAACGGCAUAUCCUUGUUCCCACAGGUCUCAAGCCCAUGGUUCCUACCUUUUGCUUAUGUAAUCUCUACUCAAUACAUUUAUAACCUAGUUGAAUUCUUGUGGUGUGGGGGCACAAUCCUUGGCUGGUGGUCUGAACAACGAAUGUGGUUAUAUAAAAGAACAAGCUCCUACUUCUUUGGCUUCGUUGAUACCAUCUUAAAGAUGCUAGGAUUCACUGAUUCAACAUUUGUAAUCACCGCAAAAUUUACCGACGAAGAUAUAUCAAAAAGGUACGAGAAAGAGAUAAUAGAAUUUGGAGAUUCCUCUCCAAUGUUCACCAUCUUAGCAACACUUGCAAUGCUCAACCUGUUCUGCUUCGUUGGAGUUGUGAAUAAAGAGAUCAUGAGUGGGAAUAUUUUUAGGGUUUACAGGACAAUGCCUUUGCAAACUCUUCUUUGUAGUGCUUUGGUUCUCAUCAACAUGCCUCUGUAUCAAGGCCUUUUCCUAAGGAAUGAUGGGGGCAAGUUGCCAGGUUCUCUAGCUUUCAAAUCAUUUAUGGGAAUUCGGCUAAAGGAACUUUACACUGUGGUAAUAUUGGCACUUUUAUCGAGCCUGCAGGCUGUGUUUGGGAUUAGAUUUGUGAUUGAUAGGGAAGAAUGCUUCUCUCAUGAUAUUAAAUAUGAAGGCGAUACCGUUCAUGUUUCCUUUGUCGUCAUCAAGGCUGAUUCAACUUGGCAUUAUACCAAUGAUGGUGUUGAUCUUGUGGUAAAGGGACCUAACGGUGAUCAAAUUCAUGAUUUUCGUGACAAGAUAAGUGAUAAGUUUGAAUUUAUGGCUCGUCAAAGAGGAGUCCACAGUUUUUGCUUCACUAACAAGUCUCCUUACCACGAAACCAUCGAUUUUGAUGUACAUGUUGGCCAUUUUUCAUACUAUGAUGAGCAUGCGAAAGAUGAGCAUUUUAAACCCUUGCUAGAUCAGAUAUGGAAGCUAGAGGAGGCUCUUUACAACAUACAAUUUGAGCAGCAUUGGCUGGAGGCUCAAACUGAACGUCAAGCAAUAGUAAAUGAAGCAAUGGGCCGCAGGGCUAUUCACAAAGCUUUAUAUGAAUCUGCAGCACUAAUUGGUGCUAGCGUUCUGCAAGUUUACCUUCUUCGCCGGCUGUUCGAACGGAAGCUUGGAAUGUCCAGAGUUUAAGCACUACUGCAGAAUAGUCUUUUUUUUUUUUUUUUUUGAAAGCUACUGCAGAAUAGUUUGUACUAUUAUGAUCAGACUUUUAUUUAUUUCCUAAUUGCUUAGGGGAAAAAGGACACAUGGAAUUAGAAACCAUCCAUUUUCAAACAUUGCUGUUUACAUUAUUGAAUUACAGAAGACUGGUUUUUCAAAA